Molecule: messenger RNA, 2859 nt
Organism: Pseudoliparis swirei
Lineage: Eukaryota; Metazoa; Chordata; Actinopteri; Perciformes; Liparidae
Gene: mphosph8
Product: M-phase phosphoprotein 8
Exons: 15
Coding region: 117-2465 (782 amino acids)
Molecular function (GO): protein binding
Source: RefSeq, a predicted model, not a curated record
AGAGCUCAUCGGUUGCCGCCAGGUGCGCGAGCGGAACGCGGCCUUCACGCGCGCCGGAUCCAAGCCCCAAAUAACCCCCAAAGCAAGAGCAGCAGCUCGGUCGUCGUCGCUCGGCCAUGGCGGAGGCGGACAGAGCGGAGCCGGCGGACAGCGAGCAGGACGAGGAGGAGGACGUGUACGAGGUGGAGCGGAUCAUCGACAUGCGCGUGGAGGAGGGAGAAGUGCUCUACCGGGUGCGGUGGAAGAACUACUGCUCUGACGAUGACACCUGGGAGCCCGAGGCCCACCUGGAGGACUGCUGUGAGGUCCUCCUGGCCUUCAAGAGGUCAAUGGCAGAGGUCAAGGCCAGGAAGGAGGCCGAGGCCAAGAAGAGCCUGAAAGCUCCGCCUCCAAAGAGCGACACGGCUGACUCUGACAGCGAGGAGGACAAAGACCGGCCGACCGAGGCGCCCCUCAAGAGGAAGAAGAAGAAGAGGAAGAGCCAAGAGGAAGAGGAGGAGCUGCCUCCGAAGGAGAAGACGAAGAAGAGAAAAGACAAACGGAAGGAGGAAGUCAGGCCUCUACCGGCACCGGAGACAGAAGAAGAAGAGGAGGAGGAGGAGGAGGAAGAGCAGGAGGAGAGAGCCCCGACCCCAACCUCUCCUGCCAAGGAGAAAGCGAGCGAGCCGAAGAAGCGUCAGGUGGAGUCCGAAGAGGAAGACGAGGAGCCGGUUCCCUCCAAGAAGCACAAGAAGGAGAAAGAGGGAGCCAAGCAAAGGAGAGACAAAGGAGAGGAGGCGAGGAGAAGGAAAGGGAAGAAGGAGACCUCUGAAGACGAGGCCCCUCUGGAGGAGCCCCUGAGCGACGGCCCGGCGGAGGCCCUCCUGGACCCGGAGGACCGGAAGCAGAAGACGGGCAAGUGGGAGGUGAAGCUGCAGGGCAUCCGGGACCUGGUCCAGGACCAGAGGAGCCGCAAGGAGAGGCUCAAGGGCCCGGCCCCGAGGCCCAGGGACGACGCCCCGCACUCCGACUCCAGCGACAGCUCCACGCUGCUCAAGAAGGCUAAGAGCGCCUCCUCCACCUCCUCCACCUCCUCUGGCACCAAGCUGAAGGAGGAGGAGGAGGCGCUGGGCCCCAGGGAGGCGGCGGCGCCGGGCUCCACCAACCUGUUUGAGAAGUUCCUGUUGAACUGCGAGGCCAAAGACCGCGCCCCCCGCCGGCAGCCGGCCCACCAGACCGGCCCCGAGAAGACCAGCAAGAACCCCAAGGGAGGAGGGAAGAUGGACAAGACCUCCAAGACCCCCAAAGAGUCUCAGAAACCAGAGCCAGAGAAGACGGAGAAGACCAAGACACCCGACGCCUCCAGACCCGGCCAGAGUUCCGGCUUCAGCCUGGACAGCGAGGAGCGGGAGGGGGAGGAGCCUGCAGCCAAGGCCAAGGAGAGGCUGGAGGAGGCGCAGAGGAGCGGCUGGGAGAGGAGGAGCUCCACGGAGGAGAGGAGGAAGAGGAGGGACGACAGCGAGCCCAGACUCUUCAUCGCAUGUGAUGACACCCAGGACCCCCAGGAGCCACCAGGGGGCGCCGACAAGUCUGAUAAGGGCCAGGCCACCUUGAGUCUGGGGAUGGACCUGAACCUGGACUGGAUGACCCUGGACGACUUCCAGAAACAUCUGAACGGGGAGGAUGAGAUCCUGUCCGGCCCGCCGCUGUCGCCCAGUGAGUUACGGGACGCCGUGAAAAGUGGAGACUACAUGGCGGUGAAGCUGGCGCUGAACUCCAAAGAGGACUACAAUCUGGACCAGGAGGACGUCAGCGGCAUGUCCCUGAGCAUGCUGGCGGCGGCGGGGGGGCAGGACGACAUCCUGCGGCUGCUGAUCAGAAAAGGCGUGAGGGUGAACGGCCGGCAGAAGAACGGCACCACGGCGCUGAUGCACGCCGCCGAGAAGAAUUUCCUGACGACCGUGGCCAUCCUGCUGGAGGCGGGGUCCUACGCCAACGCCCAGACGCUGAGCGGGGAGACGGCGCUGAUGAGGGCGUGCAAGCGAGGGAACGCCGACGUGGUGCGCCUCCUGCUGGAGUACGGAGCGGACUGCAACAUGGUGUCCAAGAACAAGACGGGCGCCAUGUACUUCGCCAAGCUGGGCAACAACCUGGCGGUGUGCGACCUCAUCAAGGACCACACCAGCACGCUGUCCAGCGUGGCGGAGGCCUUCCCUCUGGCCUGCCACCGGCUCUGUGAGGGGCCCGACUACUCCCUGGAGUUCGGCUUCAAGUCGCAGCCGCAGCCGGAGGGCUCCGGCGUGCUGCUCUUCCUGUUCCACGCCAGCUUCCUGGGGAAUCUGUCCCCUCCGCUGUUCCUGGACAGUCACUUCGUUUACUCCUUCAGUCCAAUUCCUGGAAUCAACAGACUCUUCAUACGGCUAGCGGAGGCUCCAGCAGCCAAGGUCAAGCUCCUCAUCUGUGCGUACAGAGUCCAGCUGCAGUGACCAGGUCACACUGAGGAGGCGGAGCCUGUUGGAACCUCGUCAUCGGGAUGAAUCAAGCUCCGCCCACAAACUGUCGACUGAAACGCCACCAUGACGACUGUUUUUACUGGAAGAAGAGAUGUUUGUUGUUGUUGUUUACAGUUUUUCUGCCUCCCCGAUACAGAGUUGCUGUUUCAUAUUUUCUGGUCUGUAAAUAUUGACGUGCGUCAUUAUAUCUUGUCAUCGCUUGUUGUCCACGGUAACAAAGUUAUUGAUGCGCUCGUUGUGACGGAGGGAAAACAGAAACCGCUGAUUCAGGAAUCUAAAAGUUUCUAGAUCUAUAGUAUAGACUCACAAUGUUGAUAUGUGAACCCCUCGGUCUCUUUGUUACAAAUAAAAUGUGUACAGAAAUAUU